AAUUAUAAUGGAGCCGUUGGUAACAUUUCAAUACUACGGCAGCUGUGGCGAGUUACUUGCGUUUUCGCACAAUGUCGAACGUGGUUUGUUUUACUUUGAGAGGUGGAAGGAGUGUGUUAUGUAAGGGAACGGUGGAUUUGUCGUCCGGAAAGGUGUGCAAGAUCUUGGCUUGUAAAUUCUCCACCAAGCCCCGCCGCAGCAAAAUCUUCACCGACAUCGCCGAAACCGUCAAGGACAUCCCCAAUGGCUCCAAACUCCUCGUUGGAGGUUUCGGCCUUUGCGGCAUCCCCGAAAACCUCAUCGCCGCCCUUUUGGCCCACCCCUCCCAGAACUACACCGUCGUCUCCAACAACGCCGGUGUCGAAAACUUCGGCUUGGGCCUCCUUCUCCAGAAACGCAAAAUCAAACGAAUGAUUUCCUCCUACGUUGGAGAAAAUCCCGAAUUUGAACGCCAAUACCUGUCCGGAGAACUGGAACUCGAGCUCACGCCACAGGGAACUCUCGCCGAACGGAUUCGGGCUGGAGGUGCCGGGAUCCCGGCUUUUUACACACCUACUGCCUUCGGGACGUUGGUCCAUGAAGGCGGAGCCCCGAUUUGCUACGACAAGGAGGGGAAAAUCAAAAUUGCGAGCCCUCCAAGACAAGCACAGACCUUUGGAGGGAAAAACUACAUCAUGGAGGAGGCCAUCACGGGGGAUUUCGCCCUCAUCAAGGCCUGGAAAGCCGACCCUUACGGCAACUUGAUUUUUAACAAAUCGGCCCGGAAUUUUAACCCGGCCAUGGCCAAAGCGGCCAAAAUCACCAUCGCCGAAGUGGAGGAAAUAGUCGAGGUGGGCCAGAUAGGGCCUGAUGAGGUCCACUUGCCUGGAAUUUUCGUCGACAGAGUCGUCAAAGGCACAAAAUACGAGAAAAGAAUCGAGAAAGUGUGUGUUAGUGAGGAAGGGAGUGGUAAAGGGGGUGGCAAAUCACCAGCUGCCCUCCUACGGGAGCGGAUCAUCCGUAGGGCCGCUCUGGAGUUUAAGGACGGGAUGUAUGCCAAUUUGGGGAUCGGGAUGCCGAUGCUCGCCUCCAACUACAUCCCCAACGACAUGGAGGUGUUCCUCCAAUCCGAGAACGGGAUUCUGGGAUUAGGGCCGUUCCCAACCUCCAAAAACGUGGACCCGGACCUGAUCAAUGCCGGGAAGGAGACUGUGACUGUGGUCCCGGGAGCGUCGUACUUCGGGAGUGAUGAUAGUUUUGCCAUGAUUCGGGGAGGGCACAUUGAUUUGACAAUGUUGGGGGCAAUGGAGGUGUCGCAAUUUGGCGACUUGGCCAACUGGAUGAUCCCGAAAAAGCUUGUCAAAGGAAUGGGUGGUGCGAUGGACCUGGUGGCGGCCCCCGGAACCAAAGUGGUGGUCUGUAUGGAGCACAACGCCAAGAACGGAAGUCCCAAAAUUUUGGAAAAGUGCACCUUGCCCCUAACUGGCAAACAAUGCGUUGACAUGAUCAUCACCGAGAAGGCUGUGUUUGAAAUCGACCAAACCAAAGGUCUCACCCUUGUUGAAAUCGCCGACGAAGUCACGGAAGAAGACGUCAAGAAGGCCACAGCUUGUAAAUUCGAAGUGUCGAAAGAUUUGAAAAAAAUGGGUCAAAUUUAAUAAAAUUUUGAAAAAAA
Molecule: messenger RNA, 1654 nt
Organism: Tribolium castaneum (red flour beetle)
Lineage: Eukaryota; Metazoa; Arthropoda; Insecta; Coleoptera; Tenebrionidae
Gene: SCOT
Product: Succinyl-CoA:3-ketoacid CoA transferase
Exons: 7
Coding region: 72-1637 (521 amino acids)
Biological process (GO): ketone body catabolic process
Cellular component (GO): mitochondrion
Molecular function (GO): succinyl-CoA:3-oxo-acid CoA-transferase activity
Source: RefSeq, a predicted model, not a curated record